Microdochium trichocladiopsis is the source of this 1638-nucleotide messenger RNA. RefSeq lists its product as uncharacterized. NCBI's taxonomy places the organism in Eukaryota, Fungi, Ascomycota, Sordariomycetes, Xylariales, Microdochiaceae. Gene Ontology annotation, biological process: protein phosphorylation. Gene Ontology annotation, molecular function: ATP binding; protein kinase activity. Bases 1 to 1638 code for a protein of 545 amino acids. The record is from RefSeq and is a predicted model, not a curated record. The transcript has a single exon.
AUGUCGGGCGUAGUUGAAGCAAUACCCCUCAUCGUGCUGGGCAUCGAGAUGCUCAUCAAGCUUAUUCGCAAAGCCGUGCAGACUGCGGAGAAACGCAAGGAGGUGAAGGAGCUCGCGAGCUACUUCUACCAAUUUGCACUCAGCAGUGACAAGGACGUCCUCAAGAAAAUUGAGCGCCGCGCAACACUCAUCCUGCGCGACCCUACUGUGAGCAGCGACGACAAUAAGAAGCUACACAAAAUCAUGACGACCAUACGAUCGACCAUCGUGACGAUCGAGGCAGACCUGGACGCCUACGUGGCCGUUGCAGACAAGGUGUUUAGUCGGGAGAAGAAGCGCUUGCUCAAGAACGUCGACAGCAACGCGCGGCGGCUGCACGCCGACUUCAACCGCUUCACGUCUCUGGUCGACAGCCAGGAGGUGCUGAGGCGGACGCCGGAGCACCUCCUCGAGACAUACGACUUUGACGUGGAUCCGAGGACCCCAAGGAUAUGGAUCACGAAAUCGACUUGUAUUGCCGUAGGCCGGCUUUCUAGGCCGACUAACGGCGUGGAGGCCGGCAGGGGUCUCUUUCUGCUGGGCGUCCGCCCGUACUCGGGCAACCUGCAGCAACGGGAUGCUCAGACCGCCACCGCCGUGCUGAACCGGCACCUCGCGUCGGCGGAGCCCAUACCCGGCAUCCGUCGUAUCAUUGGGUUCAGGAACGAAGAGAAUCCGCACGUGGGCCUCUCGGGCGAGUUCCUGUUGGUCAUGAAGAUCCCCGAGAUCGGGCGUCGAUCAAGCUGGUCCACGCUGCGAAAGUGCAUGCCUCGAAUCCGAAAGGUCCCGUCUCUUAAUGAGAAAAUCGGUCUCUGCGCCAAGCUUGCAAACGCUGUCUUACAGGUACACCGUCUCGGACUUGUUCACAAGAGCAUCCGACCCGAGGCGGUCUUACUUGUCGAAAACAGCAUAGCUGGGCAAAAAGGCGGCGGCGGUGCCCAGGAACAACGACAACAACAGCAGCAGCAGCAGCAGCAGGCAGAAGGUCUUGAUCGUGCCAACCUGUACCUUGUUGACUGGAAGCACGCUCGCCAGUCUACCCUCCACCAGACUCGAUUAUUUGGCGACAGUGCCUGGACGGCAAACAUCUACCAACACCCGCAGCGUCAAGGUGAACUCGCCGAGUCCGAGUACUGCAUGGGCCACGACAUUUACAGUCUUGGCGUAUGCAUGCUGGAGAUUCUCAGCUGGAAUUCUCUUGUGGUGCGACAGCACGACGACAACGACGACAAAAACUUGGAAAAUGACGAGGAUGCUCUGAUCUGUAAGGACUUCAGGGACGCCUUCGUGGCGCUUGGCCUCGACAAGCGCGGGGCUCCACCAGACACAUUCAAAUCCGAGGCCGAGUGGCUCACCAAAAGCCCGGCAAGCGUCAAGUCUACGUUGCUGCAUAUAGUCGAGGUUAUUGUUCCCAUACGAGCUGGCCGGAGGAUGGCGGCGACUAUCAAGAAAUGCCUGGACUGUCUGGAUGAUGGAGACGAAAGAUCCCAGCAUGACGACAAUGUCAGGAGAUUCCAGGAGCGGACCGAGAAGGAGGUCGGCGCGGACUUUGUCGAGGACAUUCUGGCCGAGAUCCGAGCUGUCGAGUGUGCCCUUUGA